AAGGAGGCAGCUAACCCGGAAGACAGGACGGAUUUCAGCUGUAGCUGCGGGCUGUGGUGUCCACAUGUUCCCCUGUACACAUGUUGUCUAAUGUUAGCUGAGGAAUACAGAAAAAGUAAACAGCGAAAUGAUAACUGUCCUAUAGGUCGUUAAAGACACUAGGAGAAGAUGUUGAGUGAUUCUAAGGCCGCAGAGCUGCUCUCCUUCCUAACCGCGGGUACUCGUCCUGAUGUCAAAGGUCACGCCACAGAGUACAUCCUGGGACUCUCUGGACACAGGGAUGGCUGCCGAUUCCUCCGCUCUAAACCUGACAUACUUAUUGCUCUGUUUGCUCUGACUCGUGACCCCUCUAUUGCUAUAGUGAAGGACUGUUACCACAUCCUCAUCAACCUGUCAGCUGACGAGACUCUGCACCAGGUUUUGGUGACAGAUGUCAAAGUUCUUCCAGUGUUGUUUAAGAACCUUCUGGAUCCAGAGUACCUGUUCUCUGAUCAGGUCUGCACCAUCUUGUCCAACCUGACCCGCCUAGACAAGACCUGCAAGACUGUGUUCAAGGUCCUUCAGGAGGAGGUUGGUCUGGCUCAGCUGGUGGAGGUCUUUUGUACUAAAGGCUACAACAAGAAUGCUAAUCUCCACUACAUAGGUCCUCUGCUGUCCAACCUGACACAGCUGCCCGAGGCCAGAAACUUCAUGAUGGACAAGAACAGGUGUGUAAUCCAGAGGUUGUUGCCCUUCACUCAGUACCAGGCAUCAGUGGUGAGGAGGGGAGGGGUCAUAGGCACCCUGCGCAACUGUUGCUUUGACCACGCCAACCAUGAGUGGUUACUAAGUGACGCUGUGGACAUCCUGCCCUUCCUCCUGCUGCCGCUGGCUGGUCCAGAGGAGCUGACAGAGGAAGAAAAUGAAGGCCUGCCGGUGGACCUGCAGUACCUCCCAGAGGACAAGAAGAGAGAAGAAGACGCCGACAUCAGAAAGAUGCUGCUGGAAACACUUUUACUGCUGACAGCGACCAAAGCCGGCCGGCAGACACUAAAAGACAAGAGCGUUUAUCCGAUCAUGAGAGAGUUCCACAACUGGGAGAAGGACGUCCACGUUACAGCAGCCUGUGAGAAACUGGUCCAGGUGCUGAUAGGAGAUGAGCCAGAGCAGGGGAUGGAGAACCUGAUGGAGUUGGAGAUUCCCGAGGACGUGGAGAAGAAACUGAAGGAGGCUGACAUCAGAGAACAGCAGGAGCUGGAGAGUGAACAGGAGAGGAUGAGAAAGGAGGAGGAAGAGGGAAAAAAAGAAGAACAGUGACUCGGAGGGGACAGACAAAGGACGAGAGAAUGAAAUGAUACCAUAAAGCCUGUUUUUAGACCUGGAAUCUGUAACCUUUCUGGCUUCAUCGUCUGCUGUUAAAGUGAUGACUUUUCAUCAUUCAGAUGUGUUCAUUACAACUUUAUUUACACAUGAUGGGAAAUUUACAGAAAGAGCGGUGUCACUGCUGGAGAACAGUGCUGAGCUAAAAAAGUAAAAUUAAGUGAGGAUAUGGAAGAAGAUCAUCUAUUACUGACAAUGAUAAAGCAUACAGUGUCAACAAGUUGCAAUGCUCAUUGAAUUGGCUUUUAAGGUUCAUUAUAUCAUUUUUUUAGAUGGAUCUGACAUGAGAAGAGUUUCAACAACUUAUAAUUGGCUCAUUCAAAGUGUUUUGUGUUUAUGAAAUUUAUUAAAGAUCAUUAAUGACAGAUUAAUUACAGUGGUUUGAAAACACAGAACAGGUGUUAUAAAAACUUCAUGAGGUUAUUGUAAAAGUGACGCUCGUGCUUAUUCAGAUACGAGACAAGAUGCAAUAUCACCAAUGCUACAUAAUAGGGUGCUUUCCGACCUGCCUAAGGCCUUAGCAUCUUCACUGUGAGGAGAAAUCACCUUUUGGUUGGGAGGUCAGACUUUUUCUUUUCUUUUUUUUUUUCUUUUCUUUUUUUUUUUGUUUCCCCUUUAUUUCCACAUUAAAUGAUUUAGGUAUUUCUAAACCCUAUUUUCACAUAUUUUGUACUAAUAUUUUGGAGUCCUGCAGUAGAUUACUUUAUGGCUGCAGUGGCUGCAAUGUAUUCCUUUGGGACAGUUGUGCCCGUCAAAAUUACGUCCUCAAAAAGUGCUUCUUUUUGCCCCUGACAGGCUCAGACUGUUAUGUCAAGUGUCUGACAUUAUGGAAUGGAUCUCUACAAGGAACACCCAUUAAAACACCUUUAUUUUUAACAAAAAACAGAAGUAUUUCUCAAGGACAAUUCUCCCUCUGAUAUCUCGUGAGGAGCGAGUUGCAGAGAAUUGUCCUUGAACAAGACUUCUGUUUCUUGUUUAAAAAAAACGGUGUUUUAGCGGGUGUUACUUGUAAGGAUCCUUUGCAUGAUGUUGUCACCCCGUAUAACAAUUUGAGCAUGUCAGCGGCAAAGAAAAGCGCUUUAUGUGGACUUUUUGAUGGGCACAAUUGCCCAAAGUAAUAUGUUUCAGCCACUUCAGUCGCCAUCUAUUGCACAGAUUCCAAAAGUUAUUGUACCAACUAGUCAUUUUGACACUAAAAUAUGUAGAAAAUUGGGCCUGUGUUAAUCCUCUAAGUUGGUUUAAGGUUAGAAAAGUCCUUUUAUUGACAGUAUAAUAUUCUGUAUAUUGUGUAUUAUGUUUCACCUCUACAUUGAAGCUGAUGAGUGAAAUAUUCAAACCCAAGACAAUAUUCUACAUAUCUGCUGCAUCAUUUCAGACACACUUCCCCCAAAUCUGAAAUGUUUGGAAAGUUUGAGAUUGCCACUAGAAUUUUAAAUAAGUUAUGUGGGCUUGAACAGUGUUUGGCUGUAAAAAUCUUUAGGAAAGAUCCACCUUAAAACAGUAAACAUUGUUAAUGUUCUUAUUCUGCCUUUAAAUUAUGAAUAAAUGAUUGAAUUUCCAAAUGUAUUUAUAAAUAAAUGUUCCUUAUUGUUA
Messenger RNA from Micropterus dolomieu (smallmouth bass), 2952 nucleotides. RefSeq names its product HGH1 homolog (S. cerevisiae) (gene hgh1). The record is from RefSeq and is a predicted model, not a curated record. Lineage: Eukaryota; Metazoa; Chordata; Actinopteri; Centrarchiformes; Centrarchidae. The transcript is spliced from 10 exons. The coding region runs from base 169 to 1296 and encodes 375 amino acids.